Trypanosoma rangeli is the source of this 1032-nucleotide messenger RNA. RefSeq names its product putative glyceraldehyde-3-phosphate dehydrogenase. The record is from RefSeq and is a predicted model, not a curated record. NCBI's taxonomy places the organism in Eukaryota, Euglenozoa, Kinetoplastea, Trypanosomatida, Trypanosomatidae. Gene Ontology annotation, molecular function: oxidoreductase activity, acting on the aldehyde or oxo group of donors, NAD or NADP as acceptor; NAD binding. Bases 1 to 1032 code for a protein of 343 amino acids. The transcript has a single exon.
AUGUGUGAUGCUGUUAUGCCGGUUUGCGUAGGCAUCAACGGCUUUGGGUCUAUUGGGAAGGCAGUUCUCUUUUCCUCGUUCACGGAACCCACAGUGAAAGUGGUGGCGAUUAACGAUGCUUCUAUGAGUAUUGCCUACAUCGCAUACUUACUGCAGCGCGAAAGUCCUCUUUCUGCAGAGGACAGGGCUUCGGUAGUGGUCGUUGGGGAGUUCAUUUGCAUUCAGGGCUCCCAUAAAAUCCGUGUGUCGCAGAAACAUGAUCUCGUGGACAUUGCAUGGCAGGAUGCUGGUGUGCAUUACGUGGUUGAGUGCACAGGGCUAAGCUUCACGCGAGAGCGGUGUUGGGGACAUGUCACGGGGGGUGCUAAAGGCGUCAUUAUUGCGGGGCAGAGUGCGGACGCCCCAGUGCUUAUUCUUGGUGCAAAUGAGGCCGAUUUCAAGGUAUGUCCUGUUGUUUGCGCCGGUCUCCCCGUUGCAGUUGCACUUGCUCCUCUCAUUCGUUUUUUGCAUGAUCAAUACGGUAUAGAGGAGUUCUCCUACACCGUCAUUCACGGUCUGCGGCCAGCGGAGAUUACCGCAGGAAGGUCCAAAAAUCCGCAAGAUUGGCGUCAAACAAGAGUGGACAUUGGUGAUAUUGUUCCCUACAUCCACACCGGUGAAAAGACCAUGGAUAAGGUUUUUCCAGCUCUUGUGGGACGCAUCUCUGGAAGUGCGUUUCAGGUCCCCGUGACAAGAGGAUGCGCCGUGGACGUGUUGGUGCGGUUGAGACAGCCUGUCUCGAAGGAGUUGUUGGAUGAAACCUUGAAAGGGGUUGCCACCGGUCGACUCAGUGAAGUGUUUUUGUACUUGAACGAGGAUUUCAUUAGUCGCGACUGUAUGCCAAAUGGUAAGUUGUAUUACGAUGCAGCGUCUUCUCAUGCACUGCGUGAGGGGGAGGCGCACAAACUACUUCUGUGGGUUGAUCUUGACGGCAGCUACGCGAAGCGGCUUUUGUCUCUGGUGGUGUUUUUUGCAUCAGCUGGGAGCCAGUAG